AUGAUCUCGGAGACCAUUCGCCGUGUGAAUGGCUACGAACACAAUGCAUACACGUACUAUCCGGUCAUCAUUGUUGGUGCUGGAGCUUCUGGCAUCGCCAUGGCAUGUCAGUUGAAGCAGCAGUUUGGAUUCGACCAGUUCCGUGUAUUUGAAAGGCAAGCGGGUAUCGGAGGGACGUGGUGGAUCAACCGAUACCCCGGUGUUGCCUGUGACGUACCCGCAGUCUUCUACUCGUUCUCCUUUGCGCAAAACCCCAACUGGACCUCGUUCCACCCUCCCGGCCGCGAGAUCGUAAAGUACUACCACGAAGUGUGCCAGACCUACCGAAUCACCGACAAGAUGGAAUGCAACACAGACGUUGAGGGCUGCAGAUGGCUGGAAGAUGAGCAGCUAUGGGAAGUCACAAUACGCCGAAUGAUGGCAGGCAUGGGAGAUGUCUCGUCAAAGGAGCGCGCUAGAGUAGUAGAAGAGAAAGGCGAACACGCGGUGUACUCGGAGACUGAAGUCAUCAAGGCCAAGGUUGUUGUCAGCUGCGUCGGCGGCCUUGUCGAGCCCAGGGGCUGGCCUGAUGAAAUCCCUGGUCUCGAGAAAUUCAAGGGGAAGGUCUUCCAUUCUGCCCGGUGGGACGAGACGGUCGACCUCGAGGACAAAAAUGUGGUUGUUGUAGGCACAGGGUGUAGCUCCGCACAGAUCGUACCGAGGCUGCCUCAUGCUCCCUACCAUGCCAAAUCGGUCACUCAGCUCAUGCGGUCUCCCCCAUGGGUCGUGCCUGCGGUGAGCCCUCCUGGAGGUGAUGCGUGGUGGGAGAAGAAUGGACCUAGGUUGAUGAAGGCCAUCCCCGGCCUCAAAGAGCUCCUGCGGUUCUUGAUCUUCAUUGGUGCUGAAGCCGGGUUCGUGAAGCUCUUUCCAAACACUCCGUAUGCAGACAAGCACCGGAAGCUCUACGAGGAAAAGAUCUUGGCGUGGGUGAAGAAGACUGUGCCGGAGAAGUACCUCGAGAUUCUGACACCAGACUACGGAGUGGGUUGCAAGAGAAGGAUCUUCGACAAGCGUUGGCUGAAGAGCCUGAGCGACCCCAAGAUUGAGCUCACGACCAUGCCGCUCACCCGCUUGAGGGAGAACAGCGUUGUUCUCGGUCCUGGCGCCAGGUACCCCAAGAAUGCAAGCGAGGAGGACUAUCCAGAACGAGAGGUAGCUGCGGAUGUCAUUGUUCUAGCCAACGGAUUCGACACGACUCGAUGGCUUCAUCCUCUGCGCGUGGUGGGCAAGGAAGGCCAGGAUCUGGUCGAGCUCAUGGAUGAGCGUGGAGGUGCGCAGGCGUACCAAGGCACAGCCAUGGAUGGGUUUCCGAACCUGUUUCUUAUCUUUGGUCCCAACACAGCAACAGGACACUCGUCGGUCGUCAUGGCCAGUGAGAACAUGGUCAACUACAGCCUGAAUUUCAUCAAGCUUGUGCUCAACGGAGAAGCCAGCACGGUGGAGGUGAAGAAGGAGGCGGAGAUUGCGUACACGGAGGAGAUGCAGAAGGCGCUCAAAGACACCGUCUGGCAGAGUGGCUGCUCGUCGUGGUACUACACAAAGGACGGGUGGAACUCGACAGUCUACCCAUACAGCCAGAUAGACUUCUGGCGACGGUGUGCUUUCCCCAAGUACAGCGACUGGAACAUAUCGUACACGAGCAAGGGCAUAGCGAAGAUCAGGCGGACAAGGGCACUGCGGCUUCUGAGUGUUACUCUUGCUGUCAUUGGCGUGUACCGCUGGCGCAAGAGCGGCCUCGGCGGCAAGGACAUUAGGGAGGUGUUGCAGAGCGUUCUUCAGGGUGCGUGGGCAAGCGUGGUGCAGGCCUGGGCGUUGGUGAAGGAACCGGCACGACGUGUUUGA
Ascochyta rabiei is the source of this 1881-nucleotide messenger RNA. RefSeq names its product Cyclohexanone monooxygenase. Gene Ontology annotation, molecular function: N,N-dimethylaniline monooxygenase activity; flavin adenine dinucleotide binding; NADP binding. The record is from RefSeq and is a predicted model, not a curated record. The transcript has 3 exons. Lineage: Eukaryota; Fungi; Ascomycota; Dothideomycetes; Pleosporales; Didymellaceae. Bases 1 to 1881 code for a protein of 626 amino acids.